Molecule: messenger RNA, 960 nt
Organism: Morchella importuna
Lineage: Eukaryota; Fungi; Ascomycota; Pezizomycetes; Pezizales; Morchellaceae
Exons: 1
Coding region: 1-960 (319 amino acids)
Molecular function (GO): nucleic acid binding
Source: RefSeq, a predicted model, not a curated record
AUGGGUUCUGUCCAACACCCGAUCGUUAUGAUCAACUCAGCAUGUGCAAGAUCAGCCCAAAUCUGCAAACUCACACCGGUGCUCCUGGAUGAAAUCUGGGCUCAAGCAGCCUUAGAUCCAGAGUACCUCUCUUUGAAAAAAGCCAUUGAGAACACCUCUGGGAAUCUGGUGAACCGAUACCUGACUUUAAAGGACGGACACGUCUUCUAUAAGGAAAGGUGGUACAUUCCAAAUCAUCGGGAACUGAAGCUCAAGAUCCUGAGCGCCCUACAUGAUUCGAAGACUGCUGGUCACUUUGGACAAUUCAAAACGGCAGAACGCCUUCGGGCACUGUCCUUUGCCAAAAGAUGGACAAGGAUGUGGAAGAAUACGUUCAGAGUUGCGAUACAUGUCAACGCGCUAAAGCCUCAAACACACAAGAAGAAAGGGAUGUUGCAACCUUUAGAGGUCCUCUCUAUUCCUUGGAGUUCCAUUUCAAUGGACUUUAUCACCAAAGCAACCAUCGAAGAACUUGCUCAAAUCUUCCUCCGGGAGAUAUGGCGACUGCAUGGACUUCCUGAGGAGAUUAUCUCCGAUCAGGACUCUAGAUUCGAAACAUAUCGUCCUCAAACUGACGGGCAAACUGAGAGAGUCAACCUAACGCUAGAACAGUAUCUCAAAAAAACUAUUGCUUCUGUCAGCGGGACGAUUGGGCAGAGUUACUCCCGCUUGCCAAGUACGCCUACAACACGGCCACCCAAAGAGUCAACCAAAGCAUCGCCAUUCUACGCGAACUAUAGGUUUCAACCAGAUUCCACUUGGCCCUCACUUAAACGGAAACUAGACAACUUCGACGCGCGUCCAGCGCGGCACAAGCACAGCAGAAAAAAUGGUAUGUAUGAUCAGAAACAGAUGAGUGCUCCAGAACUGAAGGUUAGGGACGAGGUGAUGCUGGACCGAUGCAACAUCUUAACCAAGUGA